Molecule: messenger RNA, 1923 nt
Organism: Durio zibethinus
Lineage: Eukaryota; Viridiplantae; Streptophyta; Magnoliopsida; Malvales; Malvaceae
Source: RefSeq, a predicted model, not a curated record
AGAAAGAAUGAAUGAAGGGGACCCACGAAAGUUGACAUUCGAUCUCACUUCCUAAAGAAUUUGAGAAUAUCCGAUAAUGCCAACGAGUUUGGAGUUUAGCAGCAAACUUAGAGUAGCAUCAAAAAUUUCAAUUUGCAGAGCUUGUUGAGAUCGAUUGAGAAAUGUUUGGGUGCAAAUGUUUCUACUGGAACAAAAUGGACCAAUUGGUGCCUUCAGAGCCUGAAGCCUUCUCGCUUCCAGCCCCUCUUCCUCAAUGGCCUCAAGGUCAAGGAUUUGCUUCUGGAAAAAUAAAUCUUGGGGAACUCGAAGUCAUUAAAAUCUCAAGAUUUAAGUUCAUCUGGUGCAGCAACUUAGAGGACAAGAAAAAAGGUGUCACGUUUUAUAAACCAGUUGGAAUACCUGAUGGAUAUUAUAGCUUUGGGCACUACUGUCAAUCUAAUGACCAGCCUUUAAGAGGUUUUGUUCUUGUUGCUCGAGAAAUGCGUUCUGAAUCGGAAGCUUCUGAUUUCUCUACCUGUGUUACCUCACCCGCCCUUAGGGAGCCUCUUGAUUAUUCUUUAGUUUGGAGUUCGAAUGAUGGGAGUGAGGAAAGUCUUGAAGGCUGUGGUUUCUUCUGGUUGCCUCAGCCUCCUAAGGGUUAUAAAUCCAUGGGUUAUUUGGUCACUAACUCUUCUAAAAAACCCAAAUUAGAUAAAGUGAGAUGUGUUAGAGCUGACCUGACAGAUAGAUGUGAAAAUUUUCGAGUUAUACUUAAUUCCAAUACCAGAUUUUCAGAAGUUCCGUUUCAAGUUUGGAGCACAAGACCUUCUCAUCGAGGGAUGCUGGGGAGAGGCGUUUAUGUGGGGAGUUUUAUUUGCAAUAGCUAUUGGAAUCCUGGACAAGAACUGCCUAUCGCAUGCUUGAAGAAUUUAGAUCCAGCGCUACAGGCAAUGCCAAACUGUGAUCAGAUUCAUGCCCUGACAAACCACUAUGGACCUACUGUCUUCUUUCAUCCUGACGAGAUCUACUUUCCUUCUUCUGUUUCAUGGUUUUUCAAGAAUGGAGCACUUCUGUUCAAAGAAGGGGACUUGGUAGGUGAGCCAAUUGAUGUUAGUGGCUCAAAUCUACCAAGUGGCGGAAGAAAUGAUGGGGAAUUUUGGAUAGACUUACCAAGUGGUGAUCGGAAAAAUAGUAUCAAACUAGGAAAUUUGGAAAGUGCUAAACUUUAUGUACAUGUGAAGCCAGCAGCUGGUGGGACUUUCACUGAUAUUGCUAUGUGGAUUUUCUUCCCCUUUAAUGGGCCUGCAACUCUUCAGGUUGGUAUUUUGAAUAUUGCACUUAACAAGAUUGGACAGCAUGUGGGUGAUUGGGAACAUUUUACUCUCCGUAUAUGCAACUUUACAGGAGAGCUAUGGAGCAUAUACUUCUCCCAGCACAGUGGUGGUGUAUGGGUGAAUGCUUAUGAUUUGGAGUACAUACAAGGGAAUAAAGCGGUUGUUUACUCAUCAAAACGUGGACAUGCCAACUUUCCUCACCCUGGGAAUUACAUUCAGGGUUCUGCAAAACUAGGAAUUGGGAUUAGAAACGACGCUGCUAUUAGUAAUUUCUACGUAAAUUCUAGUACUCAUUUCGAACUUGUUGCAGCUGAGUAUCUGGGAGAUGGGGUUGUUACUGAGCCUGCUUGGUUGCAGUUUAUGAGAGAAUGGGGUCCAACUAUUGUCUAUGAUUCUAGAACUAAACUGGAUAAAAUUAUUAACAUUUUGCCCGUGAUGCUCCGAUAUUCGGUGGAGAACAUUUUCGAUAAGCUUCCGGUUGAGCUGUAUGGAGAGGAAGGCCCUACCGGCCCUAAGGAGAAGAAUAAUUGGGUAGGCGAUGAAAGAGGCUAGUUUUGUGGUAGUUUCGGAUCUCAAUGGAGUGUUGUUUUUUUCAUCUGCGACUAAUAAU